AUGCCGACUCCCGAUGUCUGCCAUGGGGACAGCGCUGACUCGUGGUACCACCCAACUAAGAUCUGGACCACCCUGCUGACGAACCGGGCCUACUUCGGCGGCCUGCUAGUCCUGAACCACUCCCUGCGCCACCACCAGAGCCGGUACCGCCUCGUCGUUAUGGUGACCCGCGCCGUCGAGGAGGACGAGGAGUAUAUGGAGGCAUUCGCCGCCGCCGACAUCCCCACCAUCGUUGUCGACAAGAUCGAGCCCGCGCCCCGCGACGGCAAGAUCAAUAAGGGUACCUGGGAGAAGCUAGCCCCCUGGAGUUUUACCCAGUAUGAGCGUGUCGUCCUCCUCGACAGCGACCAAGUCAUCCUCCAGAACAUCGACGAAAUGAUGGAUGUAGAAAUCCCCGAGGGCUGGAUCGCGAGCACCCACGCCUGUACGUGUAACCCGCGCAAGCUGGCACACUAUAGCAAGGAGUGGGUGCCGGAGAACUGCGCCUUUACGGCUGCGGACCAGGCGACGGGCACUCCGGCGCCCAUCACCGAGGACUCACACGACAACCACCACUUGCUGAACAGCGGGACCGUGAUCCUGCGGCCGUCCGAGACUGAGUAUGGGGCCCUGAUCGACGCCAUGAACACACACCCGGACGUGCCGCGCAUGCUCUUCUUCGACCAGGACCUGCUUGCCAUCGUGUACCGGGGCCGGUGGAAGCCUCUGCCGUACACGUACAACGCGUUGAAGCCGAUGCGCCACUGCCACGCGGAGCUCUGGCGCGACGACAAUGUCAAGAUCCUGCACUAUAUCCUCAAUAAGCCGUGGAAGAGCCGCACCUAUGACCGCGCCGAUCCCAUCGAAUCCACUCAUUCCAUCUGGUGGGAUGUCUACGCCGACGUCGAGCGCAACUGGGCCCAGAGUCCCGACCAACGCACCCGCGAGCUCUGGCAGAACGUCGUUGUUCCCGUCGUCGCGCAGGCGUGA
Messenger RNA from Durotheca rogersii, 969 nucleotides. RefSeq names its product glycosyltransferase family 8 protein. The coding region runs from base 1 to 969 and encodes 322 amino acids. Gene Ontology annotation, molecular function: glycosyltransferase activity. The record is from RefSeq and is a predicted model, not a curated record. NCBI's taxonomy places the organism in Eukaryota, Fungi, Ascomycota, Sordariomycetes, Xylariales, Xylariaceae. The transcript has 3 exons.